Molecule: messenger RNA, 4849 nt
Organism: Chrysemys picta bellii (western painted turtle)
Lineage: Eukaryota; Metazoa; Chordata; Testudines; Emydidae
Gene: CARD19
Product: caspase recruitment domain family member 19
Biological process (GO): regulation of apoptotic process
Cellular component (GO): mitochondrion
Source: RefSeq, a predicted model, not a curated record
AGCUGACUUCCCUUGCUGUCUGGAGCGUGCUUGCUUUGUACUGAAUAACCAUCCCCUUGCCUUGCUCCUCCUGUUCCAUUUCCCUACUACAGACGGGAUUAAGUACCAAGAAAAGGAAUGUCUAAAGGAGGCCAGUUCCGGGACACAGGGGUGCUGCUGAGCCCCUGUAGCUGGGACUGGGAGCCAAGGCUCAGAACACCAGUGCUCAUUUGAUCUUGAUUCUUUCUGGGUCAUUAGCGUCGGUGCCUUGUUCCAGGAGUUAACAGGUCCCCAUCACCACCUGGCAUGCAGCUUGCAGCUGACAUCUGCCAGGCCCGGGGAGGGAGCGAGGAGAAGGAGCCCUUGGGCCACCUUCACUGCUGAGAGCUGGGCGGGCGGCGGCUUCUUUUGACGUGCCGCUGGGCGGGUGGAUGAUGUUGGAGAGACUGGUGAAGGGAGGCAUCAGGCUGUAACCGGAGCCCCAGCAGCUGGGGCUCCCUGCAGCCGCCGCCUGCCAGUCGGAGGAGGACGGGCCUGUGAGCGUACGGAGGGGAGGGACUGGCAGCUGCGGCUGCAAACAAGGAAGUCUCCACGCACUGCCCCGGCCGGGAUCCCCAAGCUGCCGCCAUCAUGCCAGAUCCAUCUUACUGUGAUCGGCUGAGGCAGGACAUGUACUUUCUCACGAGAAAUGGCAGACUGAGCGAGCAUCUGGUUGAUAAAAUUAUUCUUCAGCUAAACAGAGUUUAUCCCCAAAUUCUCACCAAUAAAGAAGCAGAAAAGUUCAGAAAUCCAAAGGCAUUGCUUCAUAUUCGGUUGUCAGAUCUUAUAAGCCACCUACAAAAGAAAGGAGACAAACACUGUCAAGAAUUUUACAGGGCCUUGCAGAUCAAUGCCGAACAACUGUAUAAUGAUUUGCCAAGCAGGAAAAUCUUGAAAACCUCAGCUUCCACAGGGAUAGACACAGACAAGGAGAAAUAUAUUCUAACUGACAGGGGUCCCAUGUUCUUCCUUGCUUGCUUUAGUGUUGCUGCAGGAUUAGCAUUGUUCAUGUACUGCUGGAACCCAGAUCCAAAAGUUAUAGGAGGAGCCAAGAAAAUAUUGGGAUUUUCUCCUAUUAUCAUAGGAAGACAUGUUAGAAAUAUUUGUAUGGUAUACAUGGAAGAUACAUCAAGGAAAAAUUAAGGAAAAGCUGCUUCUUCAGUCUUCUGUACAGUAUACCUGCCAAUGGAAAAACAAAUAUACACACACUAUAUAUUAUACCAAAGAUUUAGUUAACGGCUUUAGCAGUAAAUAUGCUGCUUCAAGGUGCUUUCAAAUGGUCAACUCUAUAUGAACUUGUGGAAAUGGAUCAUUUAUUUUUGUAAAUGCUUCUUUUAAAAUAUUUAUCAUUUGGGUAUGAAUGUUUUUAAUACGCACCUUAAAAGGAUAUCCUAAGCAAUUAUAGCUCUUAAGCCGUAUUUGUGUUUUAUACUGGUGUAGAGGAACACAGCCGUUUAAAGGAUGUAAUUCUCUCUCUUUUUACUGGUUCAUUUAAGAAUGACACUUAAAAAACCCAAAGCCUUACUAAGAAAUGGACCUGAUCUUUUUGUCAGGAUUGUUCAUUCCCAUCUGUAUUCUUUAUACUACAUGAGUAUAGGGGCACUGUCCCUACAAUCCUCAUCACUAGCUGGUUCAGUUUGUGUGUAUUCAAAACCUUGCGAGGUUUCCUGACUGCCAUGCUCUGAAAACUCUCUGUUAUCAUUGUUCUAAUAGAUUGAGCAAGGGUAGGCUUCAAACAAUGACCCUUUGACUCUGUGGGAUGGCAGAACUAUCAAGCUUUGGAAGCUACCAAGUAGGUUUUUCAGAUUUACAUAGUUCUUUCCUUUCUAGGGAAGUUUGUUUAGUUUUGGUAUAGCCAGGAAACUGAAGUAGUCCAGCAUAUUUGACAGGGACUUCAGAAAUAAUAAUCAAAGCUGCAUGAUGUGUUUUUGUUUCUGGCUGAAAAUAUGUAUUUUAACAUGAAGUACUGUAAGAUUUUCUAAGGUGGCUUGAUCACACGUUAUAUUGUUUCUUCUGUGGGUAAAAUCCUGAAAAACUUGCGAAAGUCUUUCUUAACACAUCAAGAGUUGGUGUCAGGCUAAAGCAUGUGUGGGAAGUACAGGGAGACAGGACUGAAAAUAAGAUUUGAGGGGGAGGUUGUUUCUUUGUUUGUUUUGCAUUUUGGGCCCAAUCUUGCUCUCAUUGAUGUCAGUAGGAGUCUUCUUUUCUCCUGCUCCUUCUCCUUGCCUGGGGUCUUUCUGUUCCUGAACCUGGCUACAAGUAGUGACGUUCACAAUGGGUGGGUUCUCUUAUGACCUACUCCAGAGUACAAAAGAAACUGGGGAGAUCCUUCCCCAAACUGCUUGGUAGGGCAAUCUCUUCACUGGCCCCACCUUCACGGGAAUGUUUUGCCCAUCAAUUUUAACUUAACAGCCAUUCCUUGAUAUUCCUUUGUAUCCCCAUGGACCCAGUUAAUCAUAGUAUCAGGUAUUGGCUUUGUGGGUUUAUGAUUCUAGAGUCUUUCAAGGUUCACUCUCAAGUACCCCAGUCUUAGGACUUGUCUACACAGGAAAGUUAUACCAAUAUAAGCUAAGGUGUGGAUUUAAAUCACUAUAGUUAUGCCAGUAUAACUCCCUGGGUGGAAUAACAGUGGGAUUUUGGGGUUUAAUGUCACGUUAGAAAGGGAUGAAGCUAAACCAAAGUUUUUUUUAAAAAGCCUCUCAUUCUGGAAUAAGAGUCUCCCUAGGGGGAAUUGUACUGGUAUAACUAUGGCGGUUUAACUAUACUGGUAUAAUUAUACCAAUAUAAUUGGUAAAAGGUCCUGUGUAGACAAGCCCCUUAUUGUGAAAUUUCCCACCCCCGGAGAACAGGUUUCUAGUACUACACCUGGACUAUGGUUGCAUCUUAGGGCAAAACCUAUAUGCACGUCCUGUUUCACCACAUUUAUAGCAGUCUCUCCCCAGUCACAUCUUUCUGAAAAAUGGGACAAGUCUCAGAACCCCCUGCCCUUAUGGCCACCCAUAUGAUAGGGCCCAUUCUUUUCAAUGUGGUAAUAUAAGGUUCUGUAUUGUUUCCUGGCAUCAGGUGUGUCAUCUCAGGGCCUUUCCACACUGGAAUCUGAUAGGAGUCCAUCUCUUUAAGAGCCUAGACAUUGCAGCCCUUUCUUCAUGUGGCUGGGCCCUCCCUGUUCUGUUGAUCUUCCUGAAAUCUCUGGAACUCGUCAGCCUGUGGAGUGUCAUCUGUCUGCUGCCUCCCUUCUGUCCCAGCCCACUGAACAGCGAGCCACUUUAGUAUUGCCCUCACUUGGUCAGGUGGGCCACCGAACAAUCUUGUCUCUGGUUUAGCAGCUGCCCCUAAAGGACUCAGGGCUUAUACUUCAUCCCACUCCUUAACUUCUGGUCUGUACCUAAGGGUGGAUAGACAGGAUCCGUGCUCUAGCUCCUCCAGCACCCCCAGCAAGCAUCUCUUCUGACAUCUUGAUGGGUAGAUGUCCCCACCACGGCCCAAAGAGUAGUAAGAAGUUGUACAAAGGUCCUUUCACUGGGCUGUUUAGUUUUUGACUGUAAUCGCCAAUGCUUUGAUUUAUACUUUUCCCUUAUCUAACCCAAAGUGGUCUUUUUCCCAUUUAGAACCUAAGUGACAUCCCAUGCAUGACCCCCUAUGGCAAAGAGCCUGGAUGAGUGGGUUGGCUUAUAUAACACUAGAGCUCCAGUCAAUCAGCUUGGGAGGGAAAAAAGGCUGGAGCAGCAAUAACCAACUAACUAACAGUCAAAACACAUCCCAGGGGUUGUCAAUAUUAACAGUUCGAUUAGGCAGGUAUUAGUUAGCACCUACUGGUUAGUUCUUCCCCCCCUCCCUCCCGCCCCACCUCCUUACUGACUGUCUGAUCUCCUCUUCCUACCAUUUGACCACAGUUUCCUGUGGCCUUACUGGGCUCACUUGGUGCAGUCCUUAGUGUCCUUUUGUAAACAAUAUCUGGUUCUCUGGUGUGUGGGUAUUUGGGCUGUAAUCUCCCAAACCUAUAAACUAAACCCUGAAGGAAGAGGGGGAAAAAGCCACCCAACAGAAACCUGGCAGCCUCUUCAGGUAUUUGACUAUCCUGUCACAUACACCAGUCAACAUUCAUGGGCCCUGCGUGCCCAUCAGUUAAUGGCUAUGGCCCUGAUCCAGCAAGGGCUGUAAGCAUGGGCCUAGCCUUAAGCAUGUGAGUAGUUCCAUUGAUGCCAGUGAGACUACUCAUGUGUUUAAGUGCCUUCCUGAGUUGGGGCUUUUACCAGAAAAUCUGCAAUUUUUUCCCAGUGUCUGAGUUUCAGAGCACCCUAAGAAGGUAGUAAUGACAGGAUAGUUUAUACCUAAGAAUUCAUCGGACUCUUCAGUCUGAUCAUCUUACUCCAAAGAGAACAACCUGCAUUAUCCUCUUAGAAACAACUGAUCUUGUAAUACAUUGUUUCCUUCCGAGACAAAUUUCACGAGAGGCAAUAGCAGGCCUGGGGAGGAGAGGGAGACACAGAACCAGAUUUCUGAAUAACAGAUCCGUUUUGGCACCAAUUUGUGACCAAUUGAGGAAGGGCUGAAAUAGGGCCCAAAGGGGUCCCAUUUCUCCCCCUACUGAUGUCAGUGGGGGGGUUUCCAUUGCAGUGGAUGGGAGCAGAAGCCAGCCAUAACUAGACAGCAUUGUUUGUCUAUUACAUUUUGAAAACUCUGUGUUUUCAGUGGUGUAACUAUGUUAACUUCACCAGAGGAGCUCCUCAUUUACAUACACAUACAGCAAGGUCAGGAGUGGGUCACAGGACUAUUUAAAUAUAUAACAUAAGAUGGACAUGAAUAAAGAUUCUGUGUAAAUGAAAUAACA